AUGGAGGCCAGACAGGAUCAGAGAACCCAGGGUAAUUCUCCACAUUUCACUGGACACAAUCUUCAAACUUUAAUUCACACAGCUGAACGUAGUGCACCUGAGUCAUGCAUGUUGUCCAAACCGGUACCCUCUGAUACCCUUCCCCACAUAGAUCCAGUGAAGGGCGAACACAAGAAAGACAUUAUAGAGGGUAGGAAGUAUUUCAACUUGGCAAAGUUGUUAUCUGCUUCAACUGAAUCUGGAGAAUACAUAAUGUCAGAAUUCUCCGCAGAGGGCGGUGAGCAGAUAUCCAUGAAGGAGGACAUUAAACUGAAGCGCCCCUUGACCUUAGGCGAAUUCAUCAAAGCCUUUGGUAUAUACAAAGCAGUGUUUUGCGAGGCUUAUCCACACCGCAGGGACGAAAUGGAUAAGUACGAGAGAUUGAUUGUGGAUAUUGCAUCACAGUACGGUGGAUCAUUGUUUUAUGAAUACCACCGCAUGUUUGCUACCAGGGCAGCAUCAUUCGUCUGCAAAGGCAUCAUAAUUGACUGGAGCAUCAUCGAUACCAGGAUCUAUACUACCGUGACAUCAGGUAGACGCACCCGAGCAUGUACCAUAUGCCAAAGUCUCACACACACAACAGAAUUUUGUUUCCUGACCAGCAAAAAGGACAGUCACUUCCAUCCCUAUCACCGGAAUCAUGAUUCUCACGGACGUCCACGCAGCAUUAUCGACGGCGACGAAAUCUGCAAUAACUUUAACGACAGGGGCUGUAAAAGAGACCCAUGCAUCUUCGCCCAUAGAUGCAUUACCUGCCGCAAGGAGGACACGGCCGACUGGAUUGCCCCAAAACUAAUAUCCGGCGAAAAGAGGAAGUGA
Molecule: messenger RNA, 858 nt
Organism: Haliotis rubra (blacklip abalone)
Lineage: Eukaryota; Metazoa; Mollusca; Gastropoda; Lepetellida; Haliotidae
Exons: 1
Coding region: 1-858 (285 amino acids)
Source: RefSeq, a predicted model, not a curated record